Molecule: messenger RNA, 4105 nt
Organism: Marmota monax (woodchuck)
Lineage: Eukaryota; Metazoa; Chordata; Mammalia; Rodentia; Sciuridae
Product: fatty acid desaturase 6
Exons: 7
Coding region: 1-1206 (401 amino acids)
Biological process (GO): lipid metabolic process
Cellular component (GO): membrane
Molecular function (GO): oxidoreductase activity, acting on paired donors, with oxidation of a pair of donors resulting in the reduction of molecular oxygen to two molecules of water
Source: RefSeq, a predicted model, not a curated record
AUGCCGCUGGAGCCAAAGCGUAGGCAAGGAAAGCCCUUUGGCAUCCAGCGUCCCCUGUUGGCAGACUCAGGAAGGAAGACAAAGACCCCUGUCCUCCCGCCCCCGCCCGCGCUCCCGCCUCGCCUGUGCUGCAGCGCACACGCCCAAGUCCUCCUCCAGCGUGCGCCCAGGGAGCCCAUGGAGCUGGCGCGCGGCGCGUCCAAGGGGGAUGGUGGGGCCGAAGCGCUGCUGGGUGAGCUGGAGGGGCUGGUGCAGGACGUGGUGAGGGCAAGUUCCUGGUGGGAGCUCCACGGCGUGGACUGUGCCAUCCUCGCACUCAGCCUCCUCGCCUUGCCAGCCGGGUUCCUGUGCCUGUCCUCUGAGAAUGUCCUGGUCUUUGCCAUUGGCAUCACCAUCUUGGGCGUGUGCCACUCCACGCUCACUGUCAAGGGCAGCCACCUGGCCACUCAUGGUGCCCUCACCAAGUCCAAACGCUGGAGCAAGAUCUGGUUGCUCUUCUUUGUAGAGGUGUGCACGGCCUUCACUGCGGAGUUCGGGAAGUUCAGCCACGUCAACAUGCACCAUGGCUACACCAACGUGGUGGGUCUGGGGGACUCCAGCACGUGGAAGCUGCCUUGCCUCAACCGCUACGUCUACAUGUUCCUCGCGCCCUUCCUCAUCCCCAUCAUCACCCCGCUGGUGGCUCUUGAGCGGCUGCGGAAGGUGGAGCUGCUGAUAGCUCUGCGGACGCUGGGCCUGAUUUCCCUGGGCCUUUACUGUCAGUACUGGCUGCUCCUGAACGUGUCCGGCUUCAGGAGCCCCAGCUCGGCCCUGGUCUGCAUGCUGCUCAUCAGGGCCUUGCUGGCCCAUCCCUUCCUCCACGUCAACAUCUUCCAGCACAUAGGGCUGCCCAUGUUCUCCCGGGACAAGAAGCCCCAACGGAUCCACAUGAUGACCCUGGGGGUUCUCAACCUGCCCCGGCUGCUGGUGUUGGACUGGGCUUUUGGCCACUCGCUCAUCAGUUGCCACGUAGAACACCACCUGUUCCCCAAGCUCUCUGACAAUAUGUGUCUGAAGGUAAAGCCUGUGGUGUCCCGGUUCCUCCACGAGAAGCAGCUGCCAUACCAGGAGGACUCGUACUUGGCCCGAUUCCGGCUGUUCCUCAACCGCUACGAGGAGCUCAUGGUGCAGGCCCCGCUGAUCACUGAGGUGGUGGGGCUGCAGUGAGGGCUGGGCUCCCCUCCCCGGCCCAGCCCUGGUGCUCCUGCUGCUGCUGGUUCUCAGUUGGUGUGCAGUGGUGGGUGGUGGGCGUGGAGCAUGGAGGGAACAUAAGGAAACUUGGGUGGGCAGUGAGACAGGGCAGCUGAUGGGUGCCCUGUGUCCUGGGGGUUGCUUGCCCUGUUUGCUUUUUGGGGAUUGGAGGGGUCUCUGGGUGAAAGGAAUCUUGGUAACUGGGCAUCCUGGGCCUGGCUCCAUCUCAGGAUCUUCCCCUGCUCCAUUUGAGCCUGGCAGGGCAGCAAUGCCAAGGGUGAGGUGAAAUCCUGUGCCCAAGGCCAACUGGGAGAGGGAAGGGGCAGAGAGCAAAGGUCAACCCCUUAGCUGGGGCCUCCUUGACACCGAGAGAGUGGCACACUUGCUUGACUGCUGCUUCUUCCUCUGCUUUUCAAGGCUCUGACCCAGGGCCCCCUCCCCAGGGAACAUGGGGCAGGGUCACUUUUGGCAGACUCCCUAGUUUCUCAGCCAGAGAAGCCUGUUCAAGUCACAGUUCCCAAGGCCCACAGUGUCACUGAGAUGAAAGUGAGUAUAUUUUGUAGGGAAAGCUCUCAGGAUAACAGAGGGGAGAAAGUCCCUCAGGGACACAGCUGGGGAAAGAGUAUAAAUAGAUUUGAUCGUGACCUUGGCUAGUUCCAUGAUGUUUAGAAGCACGGGCCUGGGAGAGAGAAUUACUGGGAGGUAGCUGAGUCUGGAGGGGGUUAUGGGAACCAGUUUGAAGGACAGGUGGCCUUAGAGGAGACAGAAGGAAGAGAGUGGGGUGAGACAGAGGAGCUUGAGGUCAAGAGCUGGGCUUGCAGUGAAAGGCAGCCUAGGGGUGAGGUGGGAACAUAAGGAAACUGCUGGUGCCAGACCUGGGAAGAGGCCGAAUGUGGGGACCCAAUGAGAUUCAGCCCGAAGUAGGCAGAAUUGAGGGAGGCUGGGAGCUGCCCCAGUUGGGGGCUGGACUGAGAAGGUCUAAGAAAGUGCCCAAACGGAAGCUGAGGGAGAGCUAGAGGAGGCCAGAUGUGCGAUAUGAGACCACAGCAGUUCAUUUAUGUAGAAUUUCCCACUACUGACAUUUUACCUGGAUAAUUCUUCUUGGCUGUCCUAUGAAUUGUAGAAUAUUUAGUGGUGCCCUUGGCUUCUAUCUACGAGAUGCUGGGAUUCCAAUCAUGACAAUCAAAAAUGUUUCCAAGCUGGGCACAGUGGCACAUGCCUGUAAUCCCAGUGACUUGGGAGACUGAGGCAAGACUGCAGGUUCAAAGCCAGCCUCAGCAACUUGGUGAGGCCCUGAUCAACUUAGAUGCUAUCUCUAAAUAAAAAAUUAAAAAGGGCUGGGGAUGUGACUCAGUGGUUAAGUGCCCUGGGUUCAAUCCCUGGUACGUACACACACAUACACAUUUCCAAAUGUGGUCAAAUGUCCCUGGCCUAUCGGAGCGCACAUCUAUAGUCUCUGGUGUGGACUCUGGCACCUCUGCCUUGUAGCUGCUUGGUAUCCCUCUAACUCCUGCAGGCCUUCUCCUCUAGCUGUGGCUCUUGGUGCCCCCAUAGCUCCUUCGGGCACCCUCUCCUCCAGCUAUGGCUCUCAUGAGUUCCCAAGCUACUCCUUCCUGGGACUCUUUGGGGGCCUGGCCCAGCAGUCUUGGCUGAUGCUCACCCCAGGGUGCUUCUCUGGUCCCUUAACCUUGCUCACACCUCUUUAUUUCUUCAUUAAACUCUCUUCAAUCACUCCUUUUGAACGGGCCAUCUGUUCCCUGCUGGGAGGCUCAUUGACAGAGCAGAGUUUUGGAUCCAAACAGCCCUCCUGGAACGAGGCAGGCUUGGCAGCUGCCCCAGCCUACUGCUUUGCUAUAUGAUGUUGCUUCUCUUUUGAAAUGCAUUAGCCACACAGAAAUGGUCUUAAGGUCUAGGACUGUGAUUCAUCAAACAGCCAAUUCUCCAUAUGAAAAAUGCACUGUCAGGAAAAAGGCCCCACUCUCAAACUCCAGGCUAAUGAUUAAAACCGUCCAAAUACAUAACCAAUGACUCAGUGUUAUUGAUCUGGGCCUGAAUGGGGUAUGGGCAGCAAGCAGCUGGAUGUAUCAUGGGCACCUUAGAAAUAAGUCAUUUGAUUUCUUUGAAGCUUGAUUUUCUGUUACUCUGAGGAUGUGAGCUGGGAAUGAUUGUUACUUGAGAAGUGCAGAGAGGUGACAGGAGUGAAAUGAAGUGCUUCUAGGGUUUUGCAAAUACCUAUGGUCUAGUUUACAGAGGUAUGUGGGAAGCGACAAUAUUGAUGAUAAUAACAUUUAUUUUACAUGUAGCAGAUGUUUUUAACUGAUGUCAUCUAAUUUUAAUCUUCAAAAAUUGGUACAAUUUCUUCCUCAUAUUACAGAUGGUGGGGAAAAAAAGACAGGGAGAGUAAACUUCUUGAUGUUAUAAAGCUAAUGAGUGACAAAAGAAAGAUGUGAACUCUGUGUUCAUGCUCUCAACCGCUAGACAUACUGCCUCUGACGGGCAGGGAACCUUAUAGAGCUUUCUGGGUGACUGAUUCUGCGUUUCCACCUUGUUCUCCUGUGUGAAUGGAUAAUCAAUGGUUUUAUCAGUAAGACAAAUCUUUAUGAAUGUGCAUUGGGUGGUAGGCCCUGUUUGAAACUCCAGGGAUAGGAGUGAAUGAGAUUAGGCUGCCCACCCUCAUGGAACUUAUAGUCUAGUGAAGAGAUUAUCAAAUUCUUUCCAUAAAGGGCUAGAUAAUAAAUAUUUGGGGGUUUGUGGACUAUGUGAUCCCUGUCACAGCUACUCAAAUGUUCCAUUAAAACACAAAAACAGCUAGAGACAAUAUGUAAAGAUAUGAAAAUGGCUUUACUCUAAUAAACUUUAUUUAUAAACACUGAAA